This is a messenger RNA of Culicoides brevitarsis, 2743 nucleotides long. Its product is annotated as N-acetylgalactosaminyltransferase 6-like. The transcript is spliced from 7 exons. Gene Ontology annotation, biological process: protein O-linked glycosylation. The coding region runs from base 604 to 2475 and encodes 623 amino acids. The record is from RefSeq and is a predicted model, not a curated record. Gene Ontology annotation, molecular function: polypeptide N-acetylgalactosaminyltransferase activity. Gene Ontology annotation, cellular component: Golgi apparatus. NCBI's taxonomy places the organism in Eukaryota, Metazoa, Arthropoda, Insecta, Diptera, Ceratopogonidae.
CGUGCGAAUCAAUUUUUCGCAUUACUAAUUCACGCUGCAAGACGGGAAAAAAGGCACAAAAAUCCACGAAAUUCACGAAAAAUUGCCCAAAAAUCAGAAAAUUGUGACAUUUUGUGUUAAAAACGGGAGAAAAUCUCAAGUUGAACGAUAAAAGUCGGCACUUUUGCCUACGUAAACUUUUUUUCGUCGCUCUCCGUCACCAAUUUUUAUCGUUUCCGAUAACGUUUUGAGGCAUUUUUCGCGUAACAUGAACAAGUGAAGUGCUCGUCAGUCUGCUGGUUGUGCUGUUCGGGUUCACACAACGCUCGAGCUAAUAAAAUUUUAAUAGUUUUUAAUAAAAAACGGCAGUAAAAGCAUCUUCAGUGAACUAUGUAGAGUAGUUAUUGUUGUUGAUGUAUGCUGCAAUUGUUCGAAAAGUGAUUACAAUCGAAAUAGUGUGUGUUGUGUUAGGCAAACUGGUUUGCUCAUAAUUAUUAUUAUUAUUAGUUGUUUUGCAAAUUUAUCGAAAUCCGUGGAUUAGAGUGCCCGAAAAAAAUUACCGGUCAUGUACAAAGCUUGUUGCCAAUAAAAAAAAAAUAAAAAAUCACACAAAAAUCUGCCAAAAUGGUUUUUAUCAGUUCAGCUAGCAAAUCAAAGUUGAAACGUGUCAGAAUUCUAACGAUGCGUCGGAAUUGCCUGUCAUUCAUCAAACUGACAAUAAUUGUCUUCCUCACAGUCGGCAUCACAAUUUACCUCCUCAAGUCCCUUGACAUCAUCAGUAAUAUCGAAAAUCACGCCGCUUUUCACAGGAUUCGGUCUGCCUACCUCCGAACCGGGUCAUUUUUCGACUCGCCACGUAACGUGCGUGGCAUCAAGAUCGAUUGGCACGAUUACGACUACAUCAAGCAGGAGGAAGAACGUGAAGGUGUCGGCGAACAAGGCAAACCUGCAACCCUCGAUCCGGGCCAAGACGAGUUACAGGACAAACUUUUCAAGAGAAAUGGCUUCAAUGCGUUGUUAAGCGAUCAAAUUUCCGUGAAUCGAAGCGUCAAAGACAUUCGUCACCCUGAGUGCAAAAACAAAAAAUAUUUAGCUGAAUUGCCGACAGUUAGUGUCGUUUUUCCGUUCUAUAAUGAACAUUGGAGUACCUUGUUGCGAAGCGUUUAUUCCGUGCUGAAUCGAAGCCCUCCCGAACUGAUAGCGGAAAUUAUUCUCGUCGAUGAUUGCAGUACGAAGGAUUUUUUGAAGGGACCUCUCGAUCGGUAUGUGAAGAAAUAUUUGCCGAAAGUGAAGGUUUUGCAUCUGCCUGAAAGGAGUGGAUUGAUUACGGCGCGGUUGGCAGGAGCUAAAGUAGCAACUGCCGACGUACUGAUCUUCCUCGAUUCCCACAUCGAAACAAACAUAAAUUGGCUUCCUCCGUUACUCGAACCCAUCGCCCAAAACUACAAAGUGUGCGUUUGUCCCUUUAUUGACGUCGUUUCAUGGUCAACUUUCGAAUAUCGUGCCCAAGAUGAAGGCGCUCGAGGAGCUUUCGAUUGGAAAUUCUUCUACAAACGUCUUCCUCUCUUGCCGGAAGACAAAAAAGAUCCCACAAAGCCAUUUGCGAGUCCCGUGAUGGCAGGAGGACUCUUUGCCAUCUCAACGAGAUUCUUCUGGGAGCUUGGCGGAUACGACGAAGGCUUGGAUAUUUGGGGCGGCGAACAAUACGAACUGAGUUUCAAGAUUUGGCAGUGCGGCGGAGCGAUGUACGAUGCUCCAUGUUCGCGCGUUGGUCACAUUUAUCGCGGAUAUGCGCCUUUCGACAAUCCGAGAAAGAAGGAUUUCCUCACGAGAAAUUACAAACGCGUCGCUGAAGUGUGGAUGGAUGAGUACAAAGAGUAUUUGUACAUGAGACACGCGACAAAAUAUCAAAAUACCGAUGCGGGAGACUUGACGGCGCAAAGAGCGGUGCGCGAAAGACUUCAAUGCAAGCCCUUUAAAUGGUUCAUGGAGAAUGUCGCGUUCGAUUUGGUCGAGAAAUAUCCGCCGAUUGAACCGCCAGACUUUGCAAGCGGCGCAAUUUGGAGCGAUGCGAAUCCAAUGUUGUGCGUUGACACGUUGAAUCAUGGAGAAAAUCAACCUGUUGGCUUAUAUAGUUGUGCCAGUAACAAAAAGACUCCGCAAGGCAAUCAAUAUUUCGCUCUAAGUUGGUAUCGUGACAUCCGAGUCAAAUUUGGCGACUUGUGCUUCGACGUUAGUGAAGGCGGCAAAGAUUCUCCCGUCAAUUUGUACAAUUGUCAUGGCGGGCAAGGCAAUCAAUUGUUCCGUUAUGAACCUGAUACCAAACACAUCGUUCUCGGGAAAAACCAUCGUUGUCUCGAUUGUGAUACAGAUGCUAAAAAAGUCUUUAUCAAUCCAUGCGACACAAGCAAAGACACCCAACGUUGGAAUUGGGGCUACAUGAACGAAACAGCUCUCGCCAACUGGAAUCAACACGGCUCAAAAUUAGUUGAUUAGCGGUACUUUACCUUCCUCGGAAAGAAAAUCUUCAAAUACAAAUGAUACAAAUUUUGGUAAACGCGGCAUUAUGAUGAUGAUGACAUUCCAAAACGACAUUCCGUACUUAAUUUUUAAAAAUUUAGCUCAAAUUUAAUUUUUAAAAUAUUUGUUAAAAAUAUUAUUUUAUCGAGUGUUAAAUAUAUUAUCCAAUUUAUCUAGUCUUAAGAAUAAUUUUAUUAAAAUUAAAAAAUAAAUAAUCAAAAUGAAUUUAGAAAAUUGCAUAAAA